GGGAGCUUCUGUCGCCGCCGCCGCCGCCACCGCUUCCCACAGCCGCCGCCGCUGCCGCUCUGCCGGGUCCAACCUCCAGGCCCAGUGCCCUGACUUUGCCGAACCGGGGCGCUCUGCGGAGACAUCUUCACUCCUUCCUGGGGGUCCGGGACACCUAGGCCGGCGUUGGGGGGAACCUCUGCUUGCGGGUGACAGGGAGGGAGGAGCCUGGAGCCGGAGCCCGCGACACCCGUCGCCCGGAUCAACAGGACAGGACAGGUUGAGGGGCGUCGGGGAAAGGAAGGGGUGCUCUAGCAGUCCCAGGAGGCCGAGGAAGCCCUGUCGCAGGAAGCUGUGAUGCGCUGGGACUUACUAAGGCCUGUUCACGUUUGAGGAGUGCUCACUAGCAACGUGGGCACUCCUCUCUGGGGGGCCUUGUUAGAUUGGAGGGUGUGGGAUCUAAGCAGUGCCCGCUGCUCCUCGGGGGAAUUUAAGGGGCAACCAGAAAACAGACAGAAACGACUGAUGCUCCUGUUUCCGGGUGACAGAGGGUCCUCCAGACAACCACCUGGUGUAUGCACUAGGAAGGACUGAUUUGGAGGUGACUUCCAAAGGAGUGGAGGGUAACAAAGUGAGGAAAUGGCCUCAGCAGCUGGAACCCUGUGGUGCUAGAACCCCAGGUACUGGAACCCUGUGAGAAAAAGCAUUAUCCAGCCAGAGGAUCUGGGAACCCCUUCUCACUGAACCUAGACAGCCUGGAUAUUGAGACAUAUUUGGGGGGAUUUGGGGGGAAAAAGUGGGAGAGCCAUUCCAAUUAGAGUACAGCAAAGGAAAAAAAAAUCAGGACUGGGUUCCUCUCUGACAUUGACAGCAGCCCAGGAUGAACUAAUGUCCCCAAAGCUAAAGACCCACACCCUUCAGAACACAAGAGUAGGCUGGGCAGGAGCGGCCCCAAAAUAGGGUGGAAAGAAGUCUGAGGAGAUUAAGAACACAUCUUGGAAAUUUAGGAGGGUCUUGACUUUGGGACAGAGGAAGUGGGGACAGAGGCCAGAGAGGAGGGAAGGGGAGAGCUUUCAUUUGGGGACAAAAUUCAUGGGUGAGGUCAGCUGAGGAGUGCAUAGGCUGUUGGAGCCAGUGCAGGGCCCAAGGGUGGGAGCUGGUGGUUGUGGGGGGAGGCAAGGGGGUCUGGGGCUUAUCCUUAGGUCCUGUGGGUGGGGCGGUGGGUUGGGUCCAGAGCAUGCCCUGGUGAGAGGGCUCCUCUAGGGGAGCCCAGGGCGCUCCGGGAGCCUGCUGGUUUCGGGGUGUCUCCUCCCGGGGCGCUAUGGCGGCGUUGGCCAGUAGCCUGAUCCGACAGAAGCGGGAGGUCCGCGAGCCCGGGAGCAGCCGGCCGGUGUCGGCGCAGCGGCGCGUGUGUCCCCGCGGCACCAAGUCCCUUUGCCAGAAGCAGCUCCUCAUCCUGCUGUCCAAGGUGCGACUGUGCGGGGGGCGGCCCACGCGACAAGACCGCGGCCCAGAGCCUCAGCUCAAAGGCAUCGUCACCAAACUGUUCUGCCGCCAGGGCUUCUACCUCCAGGCGAAUCCCGAUGGGAGCAUCCAGGGCACCCCAGAGGACACCAGCUCCUUCACCCACUUCAAUUUGAUUCCCGUGGGGCUCCGCGUGGUCACCAUCCAGAGCGCCAAGCUGGGUCACUACAUGGCCAUGAAUGCCGAGGGGCUAUUGUACAGCUCGCCACAUUUCACGGCAGAGUGUCGCUUUAAAGAGUGUGUCUUUGAGAAUUACUAUGUCCUGUAUGCCUCUGCUCUCUACCGCCAACGUCGUUCUGGCCGGGCCUGGUACCUAGGCCUAGACAAGGAGGGCCGGGUCAUGAAGGGAAACCGAGUCAAGAAAACCAAGGCUGCUGCCCACUUUGUGCCCAAGCUCCUGGAGGGUGGGUAUGGGCUCAAGAAAAGUGGCCAUGUACCGGGAGCCUUCUCUCCACAGUGUCCCUGAGACCUCCCCUUCCAGUCCCCCUGCCCCUUGAGAUGUAGUCCCUGGACUGGAGGCUCCCUGCACUUCCUGUGAGCCAGCCACCGCCACAGCCUGCCUGGUAGCCCUGCUCCAGGCCUUGCUGCUCUUACCCCUGUUACCACAUACAUGCCCUAAGCAGCCAGGUCUCACCAGGUGCUGUACCCUGAGGGAGCUGGGGGGCUGGCUGGGACGUCGGGAGUUGCUGAGUUCUGGGGCCUAGAAGAGGUUGCGAGAUGGGGUGCCUGAAAAGAUCCUGGCUGACCACUUACUUCUUUUCACAUUAACUCCUCCCCCUCCAAAGAACCCCAAUUUUUCCCGAAAUGGCGCUGGGGGUCCCAAAACUGACAAAGCAAGGGAAUUAAUACUCCUCACCCUGGCCGAGCCAGUUUCUGAAGCCACAGCUUUCCAGGUCGGCCCACUGGCACCCAGCUAGUUUCCUCCUCUCCACCUCCGGCCUUGGUCUGGACAGGUUCUGAUCCACCUGAACACCCCAGCCAGGGCCCUUCUGUGUGCUGUAUUAGAACCCAGGCAUGGAUCCUUUAAGCUUCUAUUCUUGACCUAGGUGGCCCCCCUGGUUUUUUGUUUUGUUUUUUAAAGAAGAGGCUGAAUUCGAGCCCCCCAAUGUAGCCAUUGGCCUUGGUCUGAACCAGCCUCAGGUCACACCACAUGUUAAACCUUGGUAUCCCAGAGACACCCAAUUCUAGAGCAUGGUGUUCUAGACCUUUUUGGAGCCAUACUUCCUCCUGAAUCUCAGCUCCAGGACACAGACCAUGACUCUCAGCCCUUUUUUCCAGGGUGGAACUAGGGCCUGUAUAGCCAUAUUAUUGUACUAUAUUGUACUAAGUUCUAAACCAACUCUUUCACUUCCUUAAUGAUUAUUUAAGAAUGAGCUCUGCAUAGAACUCAGCUAUGACUCAUUAAGAACUAAUUGGUUCUGAGCUGUGCUUAGUAGCACAUGCCUGUAAUUCAGCACCUGGGAGACUGAGUCAGAAGGAUUUCGAGUUGGAGGCCAUCCUGGGCUAUAAUAGCAAAGCCCUGUCUGAAAAGCCAACACACACACACACACACACACACACACACACACACACACACACAC
Molecule: messenger RNA, 3083 nt
Organism: Onychomys torridus (southern grasshopper mouse)
Lineage: Eukaryota; Metazoa; Chordata; Mammalia; Rodentia; Cricetidae
Gene: Fgf11
Product: fibroblast growth factor 11
Exons: 5
Coding region: 1301-1969 (222 amino acids)
Biological process (GO): positive regulation of protein phosphorylation; cell differentiation; fibroblast growth factor receptor signaling pathway
Cellular component (GO): cytoplasm
Molecular function (GO): fibroblast growth factor receptor binding; growth factor activity
Source: RefSeq, a predicted model, not a curated record